CCAAACUCUGCCUCUUCCUGCUUUUUUCCCCAAAGGAACUAAUUCCUCACAGUGAAAAAAUAUCAGCCAUUUCAGCGACUGCAUUCACAAAAAUAGUAACGAAAAAUUUCGCGUGGGGGCGACGUCGCUUAGUCGUUAUUGCUUCGGCCGCGUCCUAAGUCAAGCUUGAGGCUGAGACGCGCACGUCGGCGGAAGGUUCGAGCGCGAAAGUCAAAAUGGACACUGCAAUCCGUACCAUGGUUCAGAUAUAUCAGAAAAAUGCCCGUGGACAUGAGAAUCUGGGAAGCGAAGCAUUUCACAGCCUCGUCAGCAGUCAUCUUCCUCAUAUUCUAACGAACACAGAUUGUAAAGAGGCGGUCGAACAAAUGAAACAACAGCUAGACAAAAACAAAGAUGGAAAAAUUAGUUUUGAAGAGUACAUGACACUUAUUGGAACUCUUGCGUGUAUGUUGAGCAGACAGAAGAUGGUACAACUGGAGCAGGAUUAGCAUCAUUUAAGCCAGCAGCACUAUGUUUUGCUUUUCUUUUAAUAAAAUAUUUUGAAACCGCUAUUAUUUUCUGUUUCAACGUAAUGAAAUCCAAUAGGCAGGCACAAAUGACUUAGUUAAUACAACAGUGUUUUAGGGAGUUUGUGCUUGUGUAUUUGCAUUGUACAGAUAAUUCAUUCACAUAAUGAAGUUAAAGUUUUCAUUAUGGUAAUGUUAUAUUCAGUAGAAGGGAAAAUCUGAAAAACAUACUCUUCGUAUCCUUUCUCCCUUACAUGAGAAUGUGCAUUAUGAACUCAAUAUUAAUAAGCAAAUAAAUGUAUUUUAUAGAAUGACAACA
Messenger RNA from Polypterus senegalus (gray bichir), 825 nucleotides. RefSeq names its product protein S100-A16-like. The record is from RefSeq and is a predicted model, not a curated record. Gene Ontology annotation, cellular component: perinuclear region of cytoplasm. Lineage: Eukaryota; Metazoa; Chordata; Cladistia; Polypteriformes; Polypteridae. The transcript is spliced from 3 exons. Gene Ontology annotation, molecular function: calcium ion binding. Bases 216 to 488 code for a protein of 90 amino acids.